This is a messenger RNA of Mesitornis unicolor (brown roatelo), 3378 nucleotides long. RefSeq names its product EF-hand calcium binding domain 5 (gene EFCAB5). NCBI's taxonomy places the organism in Eukaryota, Metazoa, Chordata, Aves, Mesitornithiformes, Mesitornithidae. The record is from RefSeq and is a predicted model, not a curated record. Gene Ontology annotation, molecular function: calcium ion binding.
CAUAUUCCCACAUCCUACAGGCUGGCCACGAUGAAGUCUGAGGCAAAGAACAAACGUGAGGAAAGAGAGCGGGUGGAAAAAGUGAAGUCUCAGGUGAAAGAGAUAAGAAAGGAGGAGCUGGCAGUUCAGUUCAAGGAGUGGACAGUGGAUGUCAGUGGAAGAAUACCGGUUGCACUGGUUCAGAGUGCCCUGAGGUCUUUUCUGGAUGUCAUUGCUUCUACUCCCACAGAUGUGAAAAAACCCGUCUAUGACAAGAAGCUGGAAGUCAUAGACACAUUGGGAAAAAAAGUAAACAUGGACGAAUUCACAGAGUACGUCUAUUUCUACACGGAACAUUUUUCAAAUGACACGUUCCAAGAAAUCCUGAAACAUCUCUGUCAGUGUGCUGUUGACUUCCAAGAAGCAAUAAGGCAUGAUAUGUGGAGGCAAAUGUUUACUGAUCUCUUUCUAGAUUGUGAUUAUGGAAAGGUUGGUCUCUUAGAUAGACACAAAAUCCUUGCCCUACUCAUACACUUCUAUGGCAGAAGCCCAGUGGUGGCUGAGACGGGACUCUCUAACCCAAGACAGUGGCCAAUAAUUGAGCUGCAAGAGAUUGAGCUUAUGAGUUUAUGGGGAGGCCUUGAUGAGCAGGAAGUUUGUGAGGAACUCAGCAAAAAGUUAGGCACAGAGAUGAGUGAAGUUGAAGCUGGAGAAAUUUCUGAGGAAGAAAACCAAGCAGCAGAGUCCAGUGAUGCUGAGUUGAGACCGGAAAGCGAGGACACUGCCUCAGCAGUGAAAAGCACUGAUUUUGAAGCUAGUGAUUUGGAUGGGUAUAUAAUAGAUAGUGAGAAAUCCAGUUUCCUGGAAGACAUCAAAACUGAGAUGGAAACUGAGUCUGCAACUGCAGGCAAAUCGGAGGAAGCUUUCCCUGGAUCAGACGCUACUGGGCACAGUCUCAGUGGAGAAGGUGGAUCUGAAAAACAGGUGGAGGAAGAGGAAUUGGGCCUGAGCAGAGAGCCUGAUACAGAAACAAAUAGAGAAGCAGAAAAUUAUAUCUUAGAUGGAGAACCUGGUUCAGAAGGUCAAAUUAGUCAGGAGGAGAAGAAUUGGGUUGAAGAGUCAACCAACACAACUUCAGGACCAACACCUGAAGCUACAACCAUGGCCUCCGAAGACAAAGCUGUGGCAGGCAUGGAUGUCAUUGCUUUAAAACAGGAUGCUCCGGUUGCAGAGCAUCAAGAGGUUGUGGAAGAAACUCUUGCAAGAAAAGAGAGUUUUUCUAGCCAGCAUGGCAGCCAGUUUGGUCAAGAGACAAGCUCAGAGACAAGACUGCAGAAUGAGGACCUUCUGCAAGACCAAGGUAAAGACUUACAUCCCAUCAUGGCAGAGAUUCAGAACCGUUCAGGUUCUUGUACUAGGAGUGCCUUUGAGGAGAGCUGCCUCAACCUGCCACAGUUUGUACAGCUCAUGGAGACAUUUGUUGGGGAAGACAUUUCUCUCCCUGCUCUAAAGAGCCUUGUUGCAUUUAUCAAAGAAGAAUACAAACAGACAGAAGAGGAAAAAAUGGAACAACUAGAAAAAGUUCAUCGCAUCUCUCGCUUGGCGCAACGGAAACUGCUUCUGGAGGCACUUUUCAACAAGUGGGACAAAAAUGCAUCUGGGUUUCUGUACCUGGAAGAGGUGGAUGCUGUUCUAAGCACAUUCAAGGAAGGGAUGGAAAAAGAGGCCUUGAGGAAGGCAAAGGAACGCCUUUGCUCCUGUUACCCACAGCUCAGCAGAGUGGGGAAGCUCUCCCCAAAGGCAUUCCAGACUUGCCUUGAGUUAGUUGCUUCUGAGCUCACUGGUGACGAUGACGAAGUGAUUGAUAACUUGGUGGGAUUUCUGACCACAAGUGUAGAACGGAGUCCCGCAGAGAGCCUGCAAAGCUUAGCCAGAAGGAAAUGGCUGCACAACAUCCAGCAAGCAGCUGAGACCAGCGGAGCAAGCAUGGAGCCAGUUUACAAAGCAGUGUUUAAGGCCCUCUCCCAGGAUGCAGAAGCCCAUGGGGGUCACAAGAAGAUCAGUGCAUAUAUUGCCCUUUUGGAAGAGAACUGGCUCUCCCCAGAGCGGGGAGAGAUUCUCCUACACUAUGUGGCAUGUACCGCAGAUGAUGCUCCAUAUGUCCUAAACCAGAUACUUCACAAAGACAUGAAAGGAGUAAGCUUUGCAGCUGUAGAAGAGGGAAAGCCAAUCCAUGUUCCAAGAGUUCAGCUCCAUGGAAAUAUCCACUUCUGGAACUACGACCGCCCAGUGCAGGAGAGAAAAGGUUCACUCCUGAUACUGCCAUUGCACGACAUUCUAGGACUUGACACUCUUCGGGACCAGUGUGAGAAAAGCAUCUUUCUGAGCCAUGAGAUCUGCUUCUACCAGGGAGUUUCUCAUGCAUUCAGCAAAGCCUACCAUCAUGUUUCCAGCCUGGAAAAUAUUCUACAGAUGACUCUUACUGCGCUGGACUGGUUGUAUCCCAGGGCACCCAACAUCCACACUGUUACUAUGUACCUGGUGGAGCCUGACAAAGACAAGACAUGGGACUACGCUCUGCGCAAGAUGAUUACUACAGAUAAUACAGGACAAAAAGAAAUUUGUAGCUCUCCUGUUCUUCUCCUCAGAAAAGAAAACCCCUUAAGAUAUUACCUAUUUAAGUGCACAGACAGUUCACAGGUCAUUUACACUUCUGUCUAUGGAGAAUACCACAUUGCAGUACCUCUCCGUGACUUAUCAGGACAAGCUCUUGGCAUAUUGGAUAUCAGCAUCGGACACAACCAGAAAUUACCACCUCAUGAACACAGAGACCUACAGAAAAUGCUAAAGAUGGCCCAAGCUGCCUGCUCUGAGAUACUGAAGAAGCCUUUAGAUGAAACAGAAACAACCUAUGUACUGGAGGCAGAACACGUGGCAAAUUUGAGGCACGCAGGGAUUCUGUUCCACUGGUUCAUGCUGCAGGACCUGCGCAAGUGUGUCCAGAAACUCGAUGCUGAGAGCUUUGCUGGAAUAAAGAGCUAUGCAGAAUUGCCAGCUCUGAUACACAACAUAGUUAAGGCUGUGCUGUUGCUAUUCCAUCCAGACUGGAAGGGCUCAGAGAAGAUUGAGAACUGGAGUCAGUGUAAACUGAAUCUUGAUGACAAUUUGAUUCAGGAGAUUUAUUGCUUUGAUCCAACUGCUGCAGCUGUGCAAGUUCAAACAGAGCUGCUGCUGGACUGCCUCACUGGUGUCCCUGUAGCAGCGGUGGAGCAGCACGGCUCAGCUCCAGCCGAGUGCCUGUACCAGUGGGUGCACACCUGCCUGUCACUAGCAGAGAUCGCAAGGAGCCUGCGCAAGAGAAAAUCCCCAUCUUUAGUCCCUUUUGCCAUUCAGUUCUAG